Molecule: messenger RNA, 1537 nt
Organism: Papaver somniferum (opium poppy)
Lineage: Eukaryota; Viridiplantae; Streptophyta; Magnoliopsida; Ranunculales; Papaveraceae
Exons: 2
Coding region: 82-1356 (424 amino acids)
Source: RefSeq, a predicted model, not a curated record
CUCGAAUCUUCCAUUCCUUUCUUAAAUAACAUCUCGAAGAAUCUUUCAGCCGCAAUUUUUUCAUCCUGUAGAUUUCCGGUCAUGGAGACUCGAUCACAAUUUCUAAUCGGAUUUCUGUUCUUCGCUUUGAUAAGUUCUUCUUCAAAUGCCCUAAUUUCAACCCAGUCAGCAACUCCCAAAGCAAUUUCUGAUUUGAAAGAAGCAAUUGUUAAAGGAUUAGGGUUUCAAAGUGAUGAAUUUAAGAUAUCUGGUUUUGAUCUGAAGGAUGCGUUGGUUGGGCAUUCUGUAGCUUAUGAAUUUGAUAUAGAGAUUGAUAAUAAGGUUUUACCGUUUAAGCUUUUGGAAGAUGUGAAAAGUUGGGAAUAUGUUGAUUUGCCGAUUUUCAGAACUGAGGAUUCUAAAGAGGAGGAAUUGAAUGGGUUAGUGAGAUCAGAUGAUUCUGGUUUGCCGGUUUUAGCACCUUUUCAAUUGGCUGGACCUAUGGAGCUUUGGAUUCAAGAUGCUAAAGAUAUGAGACUUUCUUUGCCUCAUGAUGUUGAUGCCGGUGUGUUGAAAAAAGUGAUAUUAGCAGAUGGAGCAGUGGUGACCGUUACGGGAGCAAGAUCCGUUAGCCUACGGCAACCUCUUGAUUUACCUUUACCCUUGAACAGAACCAAUGCUAACUUUGCUUCAGGCCUUUUAACCCUAGCUGAUCGUCUUCGCCAAGCUUCUAGAAACCAAAAUUCUCCACUUCUUUCUCUACGAGUUGUUGGUCCUACUUCUCUCACUUCACCAUCGUCUUCCUCGUCAUCUUCUUCUUCUGAUAACAGGCUCAAACUAAAGCGCUUAGCCCCUGGACUUGUUGAGUUGUCCUCACCUUCAAAAACAAAAGAGAUCAACGCACUCUCGACUAUCUAUGAUAAAGAUGGUGUGACUUUGUUGGGUCCUAAUAGGUUUACAACAAUGUGGCCAUUAGCUUCACUAGAUGGAUCAAAUUCAAAUUUACGUGGAUUAGAAACAUUACUGACUUCUGUUUUGGGUGAGAAAGCAAACAAGAAAGGGUCUUUCAAGUUAUUGAAAGCCGAUGUUUCAGCACAGACGUAUGUAAAGAUGGAAUUUGGAAUUGAAAAGGAGUUGAAAGGAGGAGAUGGAUUUAACUGGGAAGGGUUUCCAGAAUGGAGAACUAGACCAGAAUCAGCGAAGAUGCAUUUUGAGGUAUUGGCUAAAGUUGAAGGAGAGAAAAUGGUGGCUGAAAAGCUGGUGCAGGUAAAUCCGUUGCCAGCAGAAGAAAGUGUAGCUCCUAAUGUGAUCAUGGGAAACACUACCAUGUCUAGGACUUCAACUGUUUUGGCGCCUCAUGAUCCUUUUACCUUAUGAGGUGCUGGUUGUUUUUGAGAGAUUUACUAGAAACUUGUAAAUAUGAUAAAUGUGAAACAUGGAGCAAUUUUUUUCUUCUUAAAAUGUUUUGUUCUUUUUUUCUUUUUUGUGGAGACUGAAUGUAAUCCAGUGAUUGUAGAGUAAAAGAUAUGAGAAAUAACAUGAUUGCUGUUUAAUGGUA